Tripterygium wilfordii is the source of this 2429-nucleotide messenger RNA. RefSeq names its product BTB/POZ domain and ankyrin repeat-containing protein COCH-like. Gene Ontology annotation, biological process: plant organ development. NCBI's taxonomy places the organism in Eukaryota, Viridiplantae, Streptophyta, Magnoliopsida, Celastrales, Celastraceae. Gene Ontology annotation, molecular function: protein binding. The transcript is spliced from 2 exons. The coding region runs from base 262 to 1734 and encodes 490 amino acids. The record is from RefSeq and is a predicted model, not a curated record.
ACAAAUCUCUCUCCAUAGAGAGAGAAAGAAUAUCUCGCACUCUCUCUCCAGUCUCCACCAUCAUCAAGCGCUCUCUCUCUUGAGAAAGCACAAAAAAAACCAUCAUUAGCAACACACAAAUGGAGUCAACAAUCUUUUCUUCUUCUUGAUUUCUUGAAACCCCCGCACCCACAUAGAGAGUCGUAUCUAUAUCUAUAUAUUUACACUCUCUCACACAUCAAACAACUCCGAAGGGAGAAUUUUUCAUAGAGAAAGCAAGCCAUGACGACUCUCGAAGAGUCUUUGAAAUCUUUGUCUUUGGACUACUUGAAUCUUCUAAUCAACGGACAAGCCUUCUCGGAUGUCACUUUUACUGUGGAGGGUAGGCUGGUUCAUGCCCACAGGUGUAUUCUUGCAGCAAGGAGCCUAUUUUUCAGGAAAUUCUUUUGUGGGCCGGACCCUCCUUCUGGGCUUGACCCGGCUUCUCGGAUGAGCCCGGGAUCCACCGGUCAGACAGCUAGGUCUGGAGGAGGUGGCGGAGGAGGGGUGAUACCGGUGAAUUCUGUUGGGUACGAGGUGUUCUUGUUGUUGUUGCAGUUUUUGUAUAGUGGACAAGUCUCAGUUGUGCCACAAAAGCAUGAACCAAGGCCUAAUUGUGGUGAGAGAGGGUGCUGGCACACGCAUUGCUCUUCUGCCGUUGAUCUUGCCCUUGAAACUCUCUCUGCCGCUAGAUCAUUUGGGGUUGAACAGCUUGCAUUGCUCACUCAGAAACAAUUGGCUAGCAUGGUAGAGAAGGCAUCAAUUGAGGAUGUAAUGAAAGUUCUAAUAGCUUCAAGAAAGCAAGACUUGCAACAACUUUGGACUACUUGUUCCCACUUAGUAGCCAAAUCAGGCUUACCACCAGAAGUCCUAGCCAAACACCUUCCAAUUGAUGUGGUGGCCAAAAUUGAAGAGCUCCGAUUGAAAUCCUCCAUUUCUCGUCGUUCCUUAAUCCCCCAACACCAACACCACCACCACCAUGACCUCUCCGCAGCUGCUGACCUAGAAGACCAAAAGAUUCGUCGAAUGAGGCGUGCAUUGGACUCGUCGGAUGUGGAAUUAGUCAAGCUGAUGGUAAUGGGGGAAGGUCUAAAUCUUGAUGAGGCAUUGGCAUUGCAUUAUGCUGUGGAAAAUUGUAGCAGGGAAGUCGUUAAGGCAUUGCUUGAACUUGGUGCAGCUGAUGUUAAUUUCCCAGCCGGACCAGCUGGGAAAACCCCGCUCCACCUUGCAGCGGAGAUGGUGUCGCCGGACAUGGUAGCGGUGCUUCUUGAUCACCAUGCUGAUCCUAAUGUUCGGACAGUCGAUGGAGUCACACCACUUGUUAUUCUUAGAACCCUAACUUCUGAUUUCUUGUUCAAAGGGGCCGUUCCGGGAUUGAAUCACAUUGAGCCUAACAAGCUCAGGCUGUGUUUGGAGCUUGUACAAUCAGCUGCAUUGGUGCUUUCUCGCGAAGAAGGAAGCGUAAAUGCGCCUUCUCCGACUCCUAUUUAUCCACCAAUGAGUACUGAUGAUCAACAUAAUAGUGGUAGCAGUGGUAGUCUUGGUAAUCUUAAUUUGGUCUACUUGAAUCUUGGAGCGGCUGGUUCGAGUCAAAUGGGUGGAGGAGAUGGUGAUCAUAGUAGUAACAAUAGCCAGAGAGAAGCAAUGAACCGCCACGAUCCGACAGCGUACCACCAUCACCACCACCACCACCAGUCUCAUGAUCAUCACUACUAGAUAAUUAAACUCCUCUCUAAUCUCUAUAUUACUUUUUUCGUCUCUCUCUCUCUCUCUCUAUAUAUAUAUAUAUAUAUAUAUAAUUUUAAAAAAAUAUUAGAGUAGUACUAUUGCAUGAAGAAACUUUUUGUGGAGAUCAUUGGAUUAUAUAGAUCUUCUUUCUUAUCAAUCCUCUGUCAUUUGUGGUUUUAUUUUUUUUACUAUAGCUAGUUGUGUGUGGGUGUGAUGGGAUGAUGAUGAGACAAGGAGAAUCUGAGAUUUUGCACUAAUUGUCGUGGAGAGAGGGCAGGAGGUCAAUCUUUUCAAACACCCGCCCUGUCAACUUUUGUAUUUAUUGAUACUAUCUAAUUUAUCAUACUCUCCUACUACAGGCCCCCCCCACCCUACCCUUAACCCACCAUCUAUACGUACCACUCCAGUCAUCACACACACACAUAUAUGUAUAUACAACCACCAACAUGUAUAUAUACAUCCACCAAGAAUCAUUUAUUUUUAUAUGAUAGUAUAUGUCAAGAGGUUAUAAAGUUUUGGUUUCUAAUGGGUGGUGGGUUUGUUUUUAUUCUUUUUAUUUUUUGGAUUUUUCUGAGGCUUUGUUUGGACAUGGGUAUAUAUAUGUGUGUGUGUGUGUUACAUAUCCCCUUGUCCAUUUGUCCUUUAUUGCAUUUGAUGGGUUUUGGUAGAAAUAUUAAUCUUGA